AUGGCUGACCCAGCAUGGCAAGAACUCAUCCGAAUCCGCCUCACAGAGCGCAAUGCCAACGAAGCUUCAUUUUCUGCUGUUAUCGAGCAAUACCGACGUCUUGCUCAACAAACUAAGAUUCUCAAAGAGCGCAACUCCUCAUUAUUAAGAGCAGUCACCUCGGUCAAAGGAAAUCCCAGCAGCUCAACGGUAUACGUAGCAGGAACAGGCGACGACAACAACCCCGUCCGAACAGCCUACAUCACCUCUCUCGAGUCCCAAAUAUCCUCCAUGCGCGAUGAAAUGGCCGGUGUAUACAAAACCCAAGGUCAGAAUACACAGCGGCUCCUAGCUAUGACAGAGACUCUUCGCGAGAAGGAGGAGUUAUCGAGAGUAGAUGCGGAAGCUCUAAGAAAAUCAAAAGACGAGCUUACGAUCCUCCGGAGAAAGGUCGACCAGCAUAAUGAGAUUAUGACCGAAAAGGAUCGGACUGUCCAGAUGAUUAUUCGCACUAUCAUACAGAUCCUUCACGACGAAAUUAGCACUCUCCAACUCGAGCUCGGCCAAAUCGAAGAGCGGAACGCGACCCUCACCAAAGACAACGCCAAACUCCUCCAGCGGUGGCUGGAUGCCAAACAGACAGAGGCGAACAAAAUGAACGAGGCAAAUGAUUUUUACGAGGAUAUGCGGUCGAAACAUCAGGCGGUGCUUACUUGGAGAGAUGGUUCUGCUGCAGGGGAAACCGGUACUAAUCCCAGUUCGGUGUCGGGAAACGGGGAGGCGAGGGACCCAGAUCUGUCUGCGGAGAUGAAGGAUGGGAUACCCUCGACGAUGCAGAAGCACGCGGAUCAGACACAGAAUGGUUGA
Lentinula edodes (shiitake mushroom) is the source of this 846-nucleotide messenger RNA. RefSeq names its product ATG16-domain-containing protein. The transcript is spliced from 4 exons. Bases 1 to 846 code for a protein of 281 amino acids. NCBI's taxonomy places the organism in Eukaryota, Fungi, Basidiomycota, Agaricomycetes, Agaricales, Omphalotaceae. Gene Ontology annotation, biological process: autophagosome assembly. The record is from RefSeq and is a predicted model, not a curated record. Gene Ontology annotation, cellular component: autophagosome membrane.